This is a messenger RNA of Cynoglossus semilaevis (tongue sole), 4064 nucleotides long. It is a transcript of the gene bcl3, whose product is annotated as BCL3 transcription coactivator. Gene Ontology annotation, biological process: cellular response to tumor necrosis factor. Gene Ontology annotation, cellular component: cytosol. NCBI's taxonomy places the organism in Eukaryota, Metazoa, Chordata, Actinopteri, Pleuronectiformes, Cynoglossidae. The transcript has 8 exons. Gene Ontology annotation, molecular function: NF-kappaB binding. The record is from RefSeq and is a predicted model, not a curated record. Bases 2171 to 3751 code for a protein of 526 amino acids.
CUUUUUUUUUGACAUUUGUCAGGAGCAGACAAAGAUGGAGCAUUUAUGUGAAUUAAGAUAAAUUAUAUGUAAAAGUCAUGCAUAAAGGCUAAAAUGCUAAAAUGUUUUUAGCCUUUUCUACGCCAUGUAUCGUUGAAAUAUUGCAUAAGUAUUGCAGGGAAAAGGCGGAAGUAUUAUGAUAAUAAUAAUGUAAAUAAUAACAUAUUUUGGACAACUUUGGUGGGCCGGAUUAAAAAGCUGUUACGACAUAAAUUGUCACUGGAUACUGGCAGCUAGUGAAUUGACAGACGAAUGAUUAAAAAUAAUGGUAGUAUUUUUAAUCACACUUGAGCAUUAACUUUAUCUUCACAUACAGCUCUGUAUGUGAAGAUAACCACAGCAUAGAUAGAAAAAAAAAACCAGCAUGAUAAAAGGAUACACUCUACACUCAAGGUUUUGUUAACAGCCUUGCUUGGGUCAAGGUGUAUCUGAAUUAUUUUGACACAAGGGGGCACCAAUUCACUGUUUUGGCAGGAGGUAUAGUUUGCAGCUCUGGCAAUAUCUGUAGCAUUCAGCACAACCUAUAAGUACUCCUCUCCAAACUCUGUCAGUCUCUUAUUCAUUUACAGUGGAAACAAGUGGCUAUAAAAAUCAAGACCCGUAUGUUUUAAACACCAUGUCACCCAAUACCAGGAGUGCUCUAACAGCUGCGGGCCAUGUUUGUACAGUAGCCUCUGGGUGUUUUGGGGAUUUUAGAUGUCAAGGUUGUCUUGAAUUGCGAGCUCCACGCUUCAGUAGAAAGUGGAAAGUACCAAAUGACCCUUUUAAUUAUCAAGCUGAUCCAACUUGAUAGGGGGAUCAGAGGGGGGUUGGAUAUGAUGAGAUGGAAGUUGGUGAUAAGUUGUGUGUCUGAUGUGCCAAAAAAAAAAAAAAGAAAAAAACCCUAUCUCAGCCGCUUCCUCAACAGACAAGGAUCGUUAAAUGCAUUGUGAAAUAGAUGUGCUGUAUUGAUCCCAGGCUGGGAAAUUUACAAAUUUGGGACUGAUCUUUCCUUCCUUAAAAUGUCUCUUUUUAUAAGUCUGUUUGUAAUAUGAGAAAUACACGUAAACACUUCUAAAGUGAAGCUAACCACAUAUAUUUCUUGUGCAGCAUAGUCAUCAGACUAUAGAUCAACGAACCAGUAGGAAUUCAAAUACAAUUAUUGAGAUGAUAGGGCACAUUCGCAAAAUUCAAACACAUAUUCAAUGUUAAACAAAGGAGGACUAUGCUCAUGCAUAGUCGUGGUUACCUUUCCAUACAAUCAGUUAGCUUCUAACUUCCAAAAAUCAACCAGUCUCCAAGAUGUAGCCUCCCUAGGCUAAUAGUGCUAGGCUACAAAAGAAACAAAUUUAGGUUUAUCAUAAUUUAAAAAGUCAUAAAUACCUUCUCCAGUGUAUGUAUGAUUAUAAAGAAUACGUUAAAAAAAAGUAAAUAUAAGUUGGUUAUCCGCCACUUUUGUCGUUUUUGUGGCUUAUAUGAUAUGUAUGCAUCUUGGCAUAAGUAGCACCAAGCUAAGUGGUAAAUAUAGAAAUGUAAUAUUCUAUACAAACCGUAAGAAGGUAGAAUUAAAUAGAGAUAAGAUGCAGUCUGAACUCUUUGAUGGCAACUGCAAUGGACCGUGUUCUUAUCUUUUUUUCUUUUUUUUUUUUUACCGUGUAAUCUGUUUUUGGUUUCAUUUUUAUUGAAUUACCAAGUAUAAUACACUGCCCUACUUUAUUGGAAUUCUUAAGAAGUCUAGCAGAUGAAUGUUGUGAAAGCACAGCAGACAGUUCAGAGGAGUCGUCACCUUGGUGAGCACAGCUUUCUAUUUCCUUUCCUCAGAUUGCCGCUGCGCUGCUUCAUAACUGUUUUGGUUUUAACAGAAGGCAGUGAUGAGCGUCGGCUCACACAGCUGCACUGACUGUACCUGCACAGACUGCACCCACCUUACACCGGCUCCGUGUCCGCAUACAGCCAGCAUUGGAGGACGUGCUUCAAGACACCUUGGUGGAUAAAAGUAGUGAUAGGACAGAAGACAAGUGUGGACUGGACCACCUGGUCCAUUUGGUUUUAUGGGAGCUAUAGGGCGCGCGCGGUGUUUCCCAUAGCUGUCAACGCAGCGCGCAUCCGAAAACUGGUCAAGAGUUUCUGCCGGCGUCUGUGCGCUCUGUUAAUGCCGACCCUCGAAACCAUGAACGAUGGCCACCACCCGGUUGCCACCGUGCCACUGGAUUUGCGCACCAUUAACAGGAAGCGUUGCGGGAGUCCAGAGUGCGCAGUGCCGCAGAGAUCCCAGCUUGAGCAGAGACACUUACCUGUUGCGCGCAGCAGGACCGUGGGUGUGGACGUUGACACUUCUGCUCUCGACCCAAACAGAGGCGCACCGGCUUCGGACACCUGCGUAACCCGCAAGCGGCCGGCGGACAAGAAUUCCCUCAAGCUCCCUUUUCGGAAACGUCAAUUCCUCGUGGAGACUGAAGCCCAGCCCGCACAGGUCUACUCGGCCGAAACGAACAGGAAAACCCCGGCAGAGCCAGAGUCAGUACGUGCCACUGACUUGACGGCUGGGAACAGUUGGCUGAGAGAUGGAGGAGAGAGCAGGAUCGGCGCAGCAUCACUGACUCCCAGGACGUGUCAGAACACUGGAGCCAGCGAAGACAGAAUCCAUUUCUCUCAUUUGCACCCAGUCAAUUACGGUCAGUACCACCUUGCAACAGUGGUUGAGCCAAAUCGCAGUCUGCCUCAUCAAACAGACAACCAGUCGGCUGACUUAGCUCUGGCUACACGUCAAGAUGAAGACGGAGACACAGCCCUUCAUAUAGCUGUUGUGCAGAGCGAGAUGCCUUUCGUCCAGAUGCAGAUCCGCAUUCUUCUGUCGGCUCGCCGAAACCUCGACAUCUACAACAACCUCCAUCAGACCCCGCUCCACCUGGCAGUGAUAACCCAGCAGGCCAACAUGGUGUACAUCCUACUGAGGGCAGGAGCAGAUCCUGCCGUCUUGGACCGUAACGGCCAAACAGCGCUGCAUCUGUGCUGCGAAUACAACCUGCCUGAAUGUGUCGCUGUAGUGCUGUCUCACUCCUUGUACCCCCUGAGCUUGGAAACACGGAACUUUGAGGGUCUCAGCCCGCUCCAUCUGGCUGUGUUGCGUGGUCAAAAGGAUAUAGCCAAGAGGCUGCUUGAUGCUGGAGCUGAUAUCAAUGCAAUGGUCAGUUGUUUUAGUGCUCAUGAGUCAGCAUCGAUUCGCACCAUCACAUACUCGACUGACCUCUGUUCUUUUUCGUUUCAGGACAUCAAAAGUGGCCAAAGUCCUCUCAUGCACGCAGUGGAAAAAAACAAUGCAGACAUGGUCUGUUUCCUCAUUGAGAAUGGCUCGGAUGUGAACAGGCAGUCGUACAGUGGGAACACAGCCCUGCAUGCUGCAUGUGGACGGGGGCAAGUGGAAAUAGUGCGGCUACUGCUGAAAAGUGGAGCGGACAGCAGUCUCAAGAACUACCACAAUGACACCCCAGUGAUGGUGGCCACUAACAAGAAAAUCGCAGAUGUGUUACGAGGGAGAGGAGCCAAGUACGCACGAGUUCAAGAGCAACACUGUGUACCAGUCUCACCGCACAGCAGCAGGUUCUCAGAAAGUGGGUCUCCGUAUCCCAGCCCAAGUCGUGGAUGUUCACCUUUGGCUGCACCGCCAACCCCACAACGGAGCAAACCUCAUUCUCCAAAGACUUCACCUGGGCUUGUGUUCCCAUAUUCUUAACCAAAUCCCUCUACCAGCGCUAGAUUAAACUACCUCGUACCGACAACAGAAGAAAGCCUGCAGACCUAAAAAGGACUCAUCUGAUAACUCUCAACAGCUGCAGGCACAACUAGCCGAAGAACAGAAAAGACUUUUCUACAAACUCAGGAACCACUUUCAAGACAGAACAGACAAUCACGAGCCACAGCCUACCUGUGGUGUCACUGGGUGAGGCCCAGUUUAUCCAGUUGUGGUGAUGUGGUGAAUGGUCUUUCAGAAAUGUUUGCGUAGUGUUUAUUUAGCAUGCUGUUUUGCUUUUUUUUUUUUUUUUUUU